UUAAUUAGUGCUUCCUUUCUCCGGUAGAAUCAGUAAAAAUGGAAGACGACGGUGACCUCGAAGUCGGAGAAAUCAUGGAAGAACAACCAAUGACCGACGAUCAAUCGAACUAUUACUCUUGGCCGCCGGCGAUUCGUUUCGAUGUUCCUCCCCACAAAACCUACCAUUUUUCUACACAUUUUAGAGCAUCGUCUAACCCUAAUAACUUUCUCAAGGGCGUUAAAUGGUCACCGGAUGGUUCCUGCUUUUUGACGAGCUCUGAUGACAAUACUCUUAGUCUAUUCACAUUACCAGAUUAUGAAAGCUGUACAGAUGAAAAAGCUUGUUCUUCAGCUGCUCUUGAAGAUUCGUUUCCUCCAAAUCUUGUUAUGACCGAGGGAGAAGCCAUAUAUGAUUACUGCUGGUACCCUUACAUGUCUGCUUCAGAUCCGGUCUCUUGUGUGUUUGCAACUACCACUCGGGAUCAUCCUAUUCAUCUUUGGGAUGCUAGCACAGGCCAGCUACGUUGCACAUAUCGGGCAUACGAUGCCAUGGAUGAAAUAACUGCUGCCUUCUCUGUUGGUUUCAACCCGACAGGAACAAAGAUAUUUGCUGGCUACAACAAAUCCGUCAGGAUAUUUGAUAUUCAUCGCCCUGGUAGAGAUUUUGAACAACAUUCAACCAUCCAAGGAAAUAAGGAAGGACAAUCAGGUAUCAUAUCUUCUAUUGCCUUUUCUCCAAGUCAUACAGGGAUGCUUGCUACAGGAUCCUACAGCCAAACCACAGCAAUACAUAGGGAAGAUAAUAUGGAACUUCUAUAUGUCCUACAUGGUCAAGAAGGUGGGGUUACACAUGUUCAAUUCUCCAAAGAUGGGAACUAUCUUUAUACAGGGGGACGAAAGGAUCCAUAUAUACUAUGCUGGGAUAUACGCAAGACUGUUGAAAUUGUAUUCAAGUUAUAUAGAUCAUCAGAGACUACCAAUCAGCGGAUACAGUUCGACACUGAUCCAUAUGGUCGACAUCUUGGUACUGGUGGCCAGGAUGGUUUGGUUCACAUAUAUGAUCUUCAAACGGGUCAAUGGGUGUCGAGUUUUCAAGCUGCAUCAGAUACUGUUAGUGGUUUCGGUUUCCAUCCAUUUUUGCCCAUGGCCGCCACUUCAUCAGGACACCGGAGAUUUGGACCUCUUGAUGAGUCUGAUGAAGAUUUGAGUUCAAUUUUGCGAGAUGACGAGAAUUGUGCUUCGGUAUGGAGUUUCUCUGUUUAUUCCCCCGAGGAUUAUGCUGCAAAUGUGGACCCUGGAGACUCGAAUGGUCAAUCUGAUCGGGAAAAUUCAUUCCCGGACCCUUGACGACAGUUUAUGUUCUUCGUUACAGGGUAUAACCGGAUAUAAAAAAUGAAAACGUUUAAAGGCCUGGUUCUUUUGGUCGGUCCAUGUGACUGGAGUUUUCAAUGCCGGGUCUUUUAGGGUGCGUUUAGUAUGGGAGAUAGGAAACAAGAAAGAUUUGUUGUCCCACAUUUGGUGUGAUAUUUAGAUUUGGACAUGACAACACUGAGUGGCACAAAAUUGUAUUUUUUUUGUCCCAUCAAAAUAGGUGGAACAAAAUUCAGGGAGAUGGGUAAAGAUUGGUAAAUUACUAAACUAUUUUUGUCAAUUUAGAACUGUAAAACCUUACACAAAUCUUUCACAUGCCUACCUUAUUCUCACACAUCUUGUUCUGUCUGCGUAUCAAUUAUCAGAUGCGUUACUGGAUCUUUUAUCUGAAAUAUAGAUUCCAUUCGACC
Molecule: messenger RNA, 1762 nt
Organism: Cynara cardunculus var. scolymus (artichoke)
Lineage: Eukaryota; Viridiplantae; Streptophyta; Magnoliopsida; Asterales; Asteraceae
Product: telomerase Cajal body protein 1
Exons: 15
Coding region: 39-1328 (429 amino acids)
Molecular function (GO): protein binding
Source: RefSeq, a predicted model, not a curated record